GCAGCUGCCACGUCUACGGUGACAUUUCUACACCCUCAGCCCACGACCCCAACGACGACUCGAAACCCUUAAAGAAGACUCGAACCUUUUAAAGACCCUUAAAAAAGACCAUUUCCCCAUCUUAAAGACAGUUCUAUAAAACGACCCUCUCAAACACUGGAAAAAAAAUCCCCAACUUAAGACAGCCUCUGCCUUGACGACCUCUUCCUGUGCCGACCUUGGGCUACGACCCCAUCAUCAUGACCACCAACGACACCAACCCCGACGACUACUCCGACUACCCCUUCGCCAACGAGACCUCCGACUGCCCCGCCAACGGAAGCGACGAGGCGAGCGAGUGGUGCGAGGAAUACGACCUGCCGGUGUUCCGCUACUCGCUCCCCGUCACCGUGCUCUACUGCGUCGCCUACGUGGUCGUGUCGCUCAUGGGCGUGGUGGGCAACAGCUUCGUCGUGGCGGUGGUCGUGAGGGCGCCCAGGAUGAGGACCGUCACCAACGUUUUCAUCGCUAACCUCGCCGUCGCGGACUUGCUCGUGAACAUCAUCGUCUUACCGACCACACUGAUCGCCAACACGCUUAGCGCUGAUCAAAGGCCGGGUUCCCUCUCCUGUGUCAGGGCUUAAAGAUCUUUAUGGAGAGAGAAUUACUGGCUUGCUUUUGCUUUCCCUUCAAACAUUACACUGUAAUAAAUCGUUGUUUCGUACAUCAUUUGUUUUGUUUGUAUUAUACUUAAUUUUUUUUCCCUUCUUUGAUCUCGUUUUCAAUAGAGUUUGUCUUAUCUAUUGAUAUAUAUUUUUCAAUCUAUCGUUAUU
Molecule: messenger RNA, 812 nt
Organism: Penaeus monodon (black tiger shrimp)
Lineage: Eukaryota; Metazoa; Arthropoda; Malacostraca; Decapoda; Penaeidae
Product: neuropeptide SIFamide receptor-like
Exons: 2
Coding region: 240-623 (127 amino acids)
Biological process (GO): G protein-coupled receptor signaling pathway
Cellular component (GO): membrane
Molecular function (GO): G protein-coupled receptor activity
Source: RefSeq, a predicted model, not a curated record